Messenger RNA from Ostrea edulis (European flat oyster), 1347 nucleotides. RefSeq lists its product as uncharacterized. The transcript has a single exon. The coding region runs from base 1 to 1347 and encodes 448 amino acids. Gene Ontology annotation, biological process: DNA integration. The record is from RefSeq and is a predicted model, not a curated record. Gene Ontology annotation, molecular function: nucleic acid binding. Lineage: Eukaryota; Metazoa; Mollusca; Bivalvia; Ostreida; Ostreidae.
AUGGACUAUCCACUCAUCAACCCUGAUGAUGACAAGGAUAUUCGACCAGAAGUGAGUGUCUUUAAGGCAGAUCUAUUAAGCAACCCAACUCCUAUUGAGGAUCGUUUCACAAAAUUCUCAACAUGGGACAGUCUUGUGUCUGCAUUGUCUAUUCUCCGCCAUGUGUCUGCCUCCUACAGAGGUUCGAUUGAUUGCACUAGUUGGCACUUGUGUAACAAGACUAAAUGUGAAUCUGCACUCAAAGACACUGAAGACUUCAUCCUUAGAUGUGUACAAGCUCAGGCUUUUAGGGGUGAACUUGAAGCAAUCAAGGGGAAAUGUGACCUACCUAAGGACAGUCGUAUUCAGCACCUAUCCCCAUACAUUGAUAAUGUAGGCUUGCUGAGGAUUGGAGGCCGUCUGAACAACCUGAAGAGUACUGGACUUGCAUCACUUAAUCCAGUUAUAGUUCCUAGGGGACAUGUGGCAACUCUACUUGUACGUUUCUUCCAUAACAAGGUUUUCCACCAGGGUAGAACAAUCACUGAAGGUGCCGUACGUUCUCAUGGCUUCUGGAUCCUUGGAGGAAAGAGACUUAUUUCUUCCAUCAUUUACGCAUGUGUUGUUUGUCGGAAACUGCGUAGAAGGCCCCAGGAACAGAAGAUGGCAGAUCUUCCGGUGGAUCGGCUCACCCCAGGACCCCCCUUUUCGUCUGUGGGACUUGAUGUAUUUGGCCCAUGGCCAGUACUUACCAGGAAGACACGUGGUGGGUCUGCUCAGAGCAAGAGAUGGGCUGUCCUAGUUACUUGUUUAACUACACGUGCAGUCCACAUUGAAGUGAUAGAGGACAUGUCCAGCUCAUGUUUCAUUAAUGCCCUACGACGCUUUGUAGCAUUGCAUGGACCAGUGAAGCUCAUCCGAUCAGAUAAGGGCACUAAUUUCAUUGGAGCUGUGAAUGACCUUCAUGUGAAUGCAAUUAACGUUGAAGAUAAUGAAGUUCAGACCUAUCUUAAGAACAACAGAGCAACAUGGUUGUUUAAUGCCCCCCAUGCAUCACAUAUGGGAGGUGUUUGGGAGCGGGCUAUAGGAAGUGCUCGGAGGAUCCUAGACUCGAUGUUACUGCAAGAAGUACCUAAAGAACUUACACACGAGGUGUUGGUUACACUUAUGGCCGAGGUAUGCGCCAUCCUCAAUUCUCGUCCAAUAACAGCACUUGAUGCGGACCCAUCAUCUCCUAUGGUAUUGAGCCCAAACAUUUUACUGACCCAGAAGCAGGGGGAAAUUGGAACAUUUUCAGACCAUUUGAGCAUCAAGGAUAUGUACUCUGCAAGUUGGAAGCAUGUACAGGUGUUAUCCGACAUGUUUUGA